Molecule: messenger RNA, 667 nt
Organism: Thrips palmi
Lineage: Eukaryota; Metazoa; Arthropoda; Insecta; Thysanoptera; Thripidae
Gene: awd
Product: nucleoside diphosphate kinase
Exons: 4
Coding region: 104-565 (153 amino acids)
Biological process (GO): GTP biosynthetic process; CTP biosynthetic process; UTP biosynthetic process
Molecular function (GO): nucleoside diphosphate kinase activity
Source: RefSeq, a predicted model, not a curated record
GGCUCUCCGUCCUCACUUCCGCCACCUUUCCUGCCAACACGCUCGUGGUGACCGCACGGCUCCGUCUCUCUCGACACCGCAAUCUUCAAAUUCAGCCGCAAACAUGGGCGACGUCACCGAGCGUACUUUCAUCAUGGUCAAGCCUGACGGCGUUCAGCGCGGUCUGGUCGGCAAAAUCAUCAAGCGCUUCGAACAGAAGGGCUUCAAGCUCGUCGGUCUCAAGUUCGUGUGGCCCACUGAGGAGCUCCUGAAGAAGCACUACGCUGACCUUGCCGCCCGCCCCUUCUUCCCUGGUCUCUGCAAGUACAUGUCGUCUGGCCCUGUUGUCCCCAUGGUCUGGGAAGGUCUCAACGUUGUCAAGACUGGCCGUCAGAUCCUUGGCGCCACAGACCCCAAGGACUCUGCUCCUGGCACCAUCCGAGGUGACCUCUGCAUCCAGGUUGGCCGUAACAUCCUCCACGGAUCCGACUCCGUUGAGUCUGCCAAGAAGGAGAUUGACCUGUGGUUCCAGCCUAAGGAAGUGGUCGACUGGAAGCCCGCUGCUACCUCCUGGAUCUACGAAUAAGUUACCUUAGUCUGCUCAAUAUUUUUAUUCAGUAGUGCCCUGUAACUGGUACCUGCAUUUUUAUUGUGCACUUUGUACAAAUCAUUCCGAUUUUCUCAUGAA